Molecule: messenger RNA, 1215 nt
Organism: Carassius carassius (crucian carp)
Lineage: Eukaryota; Metazoa; Chordata; Actinopteri; Cypriniformes; Cyprinidae
Gene: eif4a3
Product: eukaryotic translation initiation factor 4A3
Exons: 10
Coding region: 97-1215 (372 amino acids)
Cellular component (GO): nucleolus; catalytic step 2 spliceosome
Molecular function (GO): RNA helicase activity; mRNA binding; ATP binding
Source: RefSeq, a predicted model, not a curated record
CUGCGACAAACGCGGCUCUUCCGUUCGGCCUGCAGACGCGUACCGACGCGCUUUCAUAUUUCAACUCGUUAUUUACAUCGAAAAUCUGUAAUAAUUAUGGCCGCCGCCGCAGCUCCCGUGAGGAAGAGGCUCCUGAAGGAGGAAGACAUGACGAAAAUCGAGUUUGAGACGAGCGAAGAGGUGGAUGUGACGCCGACGUUCGACACGAUGGGCCUGAGGGAAGAUCUGCUGCGCGGGAUCUACGCGUACGGUUUUGAGAAACCAUCAGCCAUCCAGCAGCGAGCCAUCAAACAGAUCAUCAAGGGACGAGACGUCAUUGCUCAGUCACAGUCUGGAACCGGUAAAACAGCCACGUUCUGUAUCUCAGUGCUGCAGUGUUUGGAUAUUCAGGUUCGAGAGACUCAAGCGCUGAUCCUGGCUCCGACCAGAGAGUUAGCCGGACAGAUCCAGAAGGUGCUGCUGGCGCUAGGCGACUACAUGAACGUUCAGUGUCACACCUGCAUCGGAGGCACAAACGUGGGCGAGGACAUCAGGAAGCUGGACUACGGUCAGCACGUGGUGGCUGGAACGCCCGGCCGAGUGUUCGAUAUGAUCCGCAGGAGGAGUUUGAGGACUCGUGCUAUCAAGAUGCUGGUGCUGGAUGAAGCAGACGAGAUGCUCAACAAAGGUUUUAAGGAGCAGAUCUAUGAUGUGUACAGAUACCUGCCUCCUGCCACUCAGGUGUGUCUCAUCAGCGCCACGCUGCCUCACGAGAUCCUGGAGAUGACCAACAAGUUCAUGACUGACCCCAUCCGCAUCCUGGUCAAGCGUGAUGAAUUGACUCUGGAGGGUAUUAAGCAGUUUUUCGUGGCCGUGGAGCGAGAGGAGUGGAAGUUCGACACGCUGUGUGACCUUUACGACACGCUGACCAUCACGCAAGCCGUCAUUUUCUGCAACACCAAACGCAAGGUGGACUGGCUGACGGAGAAGAUGAGGGAGGCUAACUUCACUGUGUCGUCGAUGCACGGAGACAUGCCACAGAAAGAGCGAGAGUCCAUCAUGAAGGAGUUCAGAUCCGGAGCCAGUCGAGUGCUGAUCUCCACAGACGUCUGGGCCAGAGGACUGGAUGUGCCUCAGGUGUCUCUCAUCAUUAACUACGACCUGCCCAACAACAGAGAGCUGUACAUCCACAGGUACCCCCCACACACACACACACCUCAGACUCCACGUGUGUGA